Cladocopium goreaui is the source of this 1064-nucleotide messenger RNA. NCBI's taxonomy places the organism in Eukaryota, Dinophyceae, Suessiales, Symbiodiniaceae. The record is from the annotation of a GenBank genome assembly.
CUACGACGCCCAUUGCGGCUUCGAAAUUUGAGGUUCAACUUUACCUCGAGGUGCCAAGGGACGUGGUUUUGCUGCUGGAAACGUUGAUGACUUUCCGUGGCUCGCAAGACUUCCCAUGCCACAGCAGUUCAAGUAGUUCCCAUCUCUUGUCUCUUAAAAAAUGCAUUCCGUGCGCAUGAAAUCUUCAGACUCCGAAUGCUGUCAAGUGCCCCUUAGGCCAGGAUGUCUUGCAUGCCGCUUCCGUCGCAGCUUUCUCUAUCUCAUCCGGGGUUUGAUCUGCAUCGGGUCGACAGUGGAAGAUGGCGUCUCAGGCAAAUGCAUCUUCCAGCCACCGCUGCUGCGACUUGCUGAAGGAGUUGUUGAAGCCCUUCUUCGGCCGCCGGACUCCAGCAGCACCACCGGCACAGUCCGAGUUAGGUUCGACUCUCUUGGAAGAACCUGUGCCAGCAUGUCAGCGUGAGCUGAAACAGAUGGUUGCAUCUGUGACGGAGGCACCAAACCAGCCGCAGCAGAUGCCGCAGGUGCUGCCGCAGGUGCCGCAAGUGACCCAAGAGCCGCAACAGCAGGUGGCAGAGGUGGCAGAGGUGGCAGAGGUGGCAGAGGUGGCAAAGGUGACAGAGGUAGCACGGCGUGCUUAUGUGCCGAAACCGCCACGUGAGGGCCCGCCAUGUUUGAUAAACUGCUUGAGGGCGCUCCGCGCAAACCCCGGGGAUGUACAGAUGGCCCUCGCAGCAGCGGAGGAGCCGAAAAAUGAUUUCUUCACCUCUGCCAUCAUCCUCGGCGGCCCAUCUGGUAUGCCGAAAAGACCUCUCCUUUGCGUCGAAGUGACGCAACAAACCAUAGAGUGCGAGGGAAGCACGCCCUGUUGCGGUGUGGCGAUGCUGACGCUCGAGUUCGAGCAGCUGGAGGAGACGCUGGCCAAUUGGCCAGAUCCAAAAGACCAUCCUCAAGAGCUUGAGCAGAUGGAGAAAGAGCAGAAGGAGCUGAUGCUCAGCUGCGCUAUGCUGCGAAGAUUGCUGGGGCUGAGAUUCGUAGAGUCACACGCUGGAGCUGAGAUGAUUUGA